GCGCAGCAGAAAAAAUGUUCUCACUAGAAGAUGUAAUGAAAAUGGCAAAGAUGGCAGGAGUGGCAGGCCCUUUGAAAGAUGUUCUGAAGAAGACUUUGAGUACCGAAACACCAGUGGCAAUGACAACUACAGUCACUCCAGUGUUGGUUACAGAGGUAACACGACCAUCGUUGGUAUCUACAAGAAGAAGAACACGAAUGAGAAUCACGUCUACCGAACCAUAUCAAUCGCGUAGACCUAGAAAUGGCCAUGAUCCUAGGCGAACGCCAAACUUGCCUUCUACAAGACAAACACCUACUUGGGUUCCUAAGGUAAUGUCUAAGGCAUCUGACAGAUUAAGGCGUAGGCGUCCGAGAAGGCAAAUGGUGACGGGAUCAACAGAAGAACCUCUGACUACAAAGAUAUAUUCAAGAGAAACAUCAACUCACUAUCCAAUAACUGAAAUAACGCUCUCAGAAACUAUCUUGGCGACUCCUGAAAAUAUUGUGACAGAAAUGACCACCAUGGACAAAGCCCGAAUUGCAGAGAAAAGACUUGAUAACACGUUUAAUAGCAUUCAACAGUUUUUAACUAAAAACCUGAACUCUCUUUUGUCGUCCUCCAGACUAUCGCACAGUGAAGCAGAUGAACAGGUGAAACCGUGGUCAUUAUCAGAAUCAACAGGUCAAGUUCCUGUCACUGAACCUACAAGGGUAGCCACUACCAUCAGUAGAAGUACAAGUACACCUUUGCCAGAGACAAGUACUACACGUAUUACAAUGGUUGAGGAAGAUGCAGCCAUAGCAUCUGUCAAGGCAUUCCCUCCAGCCACCAUUGUAUCCGUGGAGCCAACAUCAAAUCUUGUAAUAGAUCAAACCACGAUUACAAAAAUACAGCAAGCUAGCGGUAGCCCAAAUCUAGAUGAUAUAUUUGGCUCAAUGCGGCAGGAUUUAACCAUGGCAGAUUUCCUUAACCUUCUCACAACAAAUUAUAACAUACCGAUAGAGGAAGCAAGAAAACUUAUUCCCGUUGCAACUUCCGAAAAAAGUAUUUCAAAAUUCACAACACAAGAAGUUGCUACGUUCAUAAAUACUGAUAAACCCUCAACAUCUACUGCAACGGUGACCACUACAACGCCUACUACCACUUCUCAAACUUCAACCACAACAUUUAUAACUACAUCUACAGCAGUUACAACUACAAUGAAACCAAUUACCGCACCACCAGUAACUGUGACAACAACCACUACUUCAACUAUGGGACUACCGACUUCAACACAUGUAUUUGAAAGAGCUGCUAAGAAAACAAAUGACAUUAACAUAAAAACUGGAUCCCUUACAAGGGCUCCUAAAAAUACACCGUCUCCUUUUUUACCAAGGACAUCUUUGCUUUCAAAAUAUUCACACAAAAAAAUAAGCUCGAAAAAUCGACCUUUCAAAAAUCCCCCGUCUAGAGAUAAGCUGUUACGAAUGUUAAGGGAAAGUAAUAAGAAAAGAGUAAAACUGUUGAGUACGUAUCGAAAGAUGGGGUAUCACCGUGUUGAACAUCACAGAAAAAACACAACCCCUGUCCCCACUGUGGGUAGAAUAGAUGAAGCCAUAAAUCCAAUGACCAAAACUCCACCAAACAGUGACAUGACAAGCCAGGUAAUUUCAGAGCCUAAUGUUGGAUUAACCCAGGCAAGCACGAGGAUUCCAUUUACAAAAACAUCAGCUGCACUUGAUAUCAAUACUCUAAAAACCAAAAGUGCCGAUUCUUUGUCUGUCAAUGAUCUGCUGCUCCUGCUACAAAUGAAGAUAAACAAGGUCACACCUACUACGACAAAAGUAGCUACACAAGGCAUAUCAACGACAACGGUAAAUCCUAUACUUGAUCUUCAGCAAAAGCAAUUUCUUACCAACUGGACUAGCAAGUUCCAAAAAGAACCCAUAGAAUUACAAGAAAUAGCCACAACAAUGAAUGAAACACCGACAACUGAAACACCAGUUGUUAAAACGAGAAUUCAUAGAAUCAAAUCAAAGGUCAACGUAUUCAAUCGUGAUGUUUUUGCUAAGUUAAAACAUAUGGCAAGGGCAAGAACGAAGAAAGGAAAGAAUAAAGUCCCAACUACUGUCACUCCCAGAACAACAACCACUACAGCAACUUCUCCGACUACGACAGUUCCCCCGACAACGCAGUUGCCUAGGAUUCUGUCUGUCCUCAUAAGACCACAGAAGCGAAGAAUGCCAAAACGUGUCAAACAAAGGAAGUUCCUGUUGACCACGACUCAGACACCAACAACUCAGAGUGUACCUAUCCAAGACACACCUAAACAAAAGAGUAAAAACAAACUUAAUAUGAGUAAUUUUAUGAGUUCUUUGCAAGAAAAUAUUCAUGGUCUCAACUCAAGUAAAAACUUAGAUGUUUUUGAAAGGAAAUUGGAACACAUUCUUGCCACUUCCCGCAGACUACGAGGAGGUAGCCCUGGAACUGUUCACGGUGGGAUUAAUGUUAAAAUUAAUAUGAGGAAAAAUGUGCAAAAUUCUCCUAGGAUGCAGAUAGGAAAUAAUAAAUCUAAGAAAACGCUUGACCCACGACUACAAGUAGCAGUCACAACAAUUACAACAACAAAAACACCCAGGCAACGACCUACAACAACAUAUGCUCCGUUAAGCCUAGACACUGGUAAAAAUAUGCAACCGACAUACCAAGAUAUUAUAACUAUGGGACAAACAAAUAUAACAGCCCUUAUAAAGUCUAUAAUACGUACGUCCAAGGAACAAAAAUCAAACUACGCUUAUCAGGAACGACCAAUUCCUGACACAUUUGUGCCUGCACAUGUUGAACCUGUUCAAAUGCUAGAACUGUCAACUCCCAAGACAAUUCAUCUGAGUGACAUUCAGAUAUCUUUCAAAACAAAAAUACCCAAAGAAGAAAGGUUAGGAGGUGUAUUUCCAAGUGGAGCAGCAGCAAAUGGUGUACAAGACACUAAACAGUCUGCAGUUCAUGUUCAUGGUGGCAUUGAUAUCCAAACAUAUGAAGUUGGAGAGGCGGACGGGAUGUCUGAACCAGAAGCUGAACCAGAGCCGGAGGCGGAAGCGGAACCAGAACCGGAACCGGAAAUUCUCAGCGCAGGACAAAAUGUCCCUGAUAAUGGUCAUGCCGUUGCAGAGUUCCUAGUACAUCAUAGAAUACAGGAUCAAGAGGGACGAAACAUAAAUCAGAAACCAGAUGUCAUGGCAGAGCCUGAAACUCGGCCAUCUUUAAGAUCAUCGGAUAUCAUUGGCCAUAACUCAAACAGAAUGCUCACUGCUCACAAAUACACACAAACGGAAAUUCCACCAGUACAGAAUUCUGGACAUAUUAUACAGGACGUGAACAUUCAAGAGGGGGUCUCUGAACCAACAGUGUAUGGUGAGCCUACACAUGGACAUACAAGAACCAUAUCUUUGAGAAAUAUGCAGAGGAACAACAUGCUCCAGACACGUGUAAUUCCUGCAAACUCCUCACCCGGAAGAAGAGCUAAGGGAGGCUAUAGAGUUUCCCACGAUAGCAUAGGGCAAGGAGCUUCAGCACGAGGACCACGAGUCUCCAGCCCAAGAUCAAUGACCUCAAUCUUUAGCAGCCAACCUGGCAUUCCGACGACAGAAAACAGGCGCAGAGAUCCCAGCGUUGAAGAGGGUGCAGCCACAGAUGACAGCACGAAUAGCAACUCAAAGUCAAACGGGACAUCAUUUGAAACUAAAAGAUCCCAUUUAUCUUCGAGUCAACUGUAUCCUGGAGGUCAUUAUUCAAGGCAUCCCUCACAAGAACCUUCAUCUCCCUAUAUCGACAUAGGCAGACCUUCCGGGAUAGAACAUAAUUUCCAGACAGUUGGGCGAACGAGAGCGAGCAUUAGGCGACGUGAAGGAAGGAUCAGUAAUGUUCCAUCACAUAACCAUGGUAACGAACCGUUUCCUGACGUUUAUGGAGGGAUGCUGAGGCAGCAUGAUCCUCAUGCUGGCAUCGCAACUGGUUCUAAAAGCCAUCGUGCGUAUGACAUGGGCCAGGCUAAUAGACACACGUCCCCCGCUGACCAGCUUACCAUAGGCCAGUCGAAUGUGCGUCCUGUGCACAACCGUGCUGGCUUCAAGGCUAACGAAAUGCACCAACCCGACACACACUCCAGAAGACAACCUGUCCUACAGUCUGCCAAUCCCCGCGCCUCCAAACUGCAACAGUAUCAACCUCAAACACUGGCAUCAUCCAACUCCAAUCCACGAAAUAGGCAAUCCUCGAACCGGAGAUACACAAACAAUGAUUUCCAGAAGGCACAAGUGCAAACUGUUUACGACCCAGAAUCGGAGACAUACAUCACUAAACCUAUUGUGACCAAUAGCCAAAGUGGGCGUCAUCAGCAUGCUGAUAAUCAUUACCAAAGGAACCAGCAGCAACAACACCUUCUUCAGCAACAACAACACCAUCAACAGCAGCAGCAGCAGCAGCAGCAGCAGCAGCAACAACAACAAUACAUGCGGCAACAGCAAAUGGUAAUGCAGGAAGCCUAUAACCAGGAACAAAAGCAAAACAUGAAUGUUGGCGGUCACCGUGCUUCACCUGUCAACGAAGGGGGACAGAACAUCGACCCAUAUUACCAAAACCAGCAACAUUUGGCCCCGUCUCAGCACUACCCCCAGGAGGCUCCAUACCAAGGAAUGACCCAAGGACGCACCCCGGGGGAUGUCAUGAUGCUCAUGCAGAUCAUUUGAUCAAGUUUUAUUUGACAAACCUGGAAGAUAUAAGAUUGCAUUAUGAUAUACAUCCUUAUAACUUUCUAAACGUUAUGCAUGUAGUUUCCAAAGUUGGAAACGUUGGUCCACCCAUUAGGAAAAUGACUUUGGUUUACACUAUAUUUUUGUACAACUGCACACACACACACACACACACACACACACACACACACACACACACACACACACACACACACACACACACACACACGCAAGUUGAAAGGUGAUGUAUGGUGACUGCUUGCUUCAUCAUUCAAACGUUUAAGGAGAUGACGUUGUGUACUGUGUGAACCUGUUCCUCAAUUUGUGACGGCAUACAAAUGCAUCAUGUCACUGCUGGUGAAAGAGUAUGCGUAUCAUAUGCAUAAGAAAAAACAACAACAACAUCAUCAACAACAACAACAACAA
Molecule: messenger RNA, 5135 nt
Organism: Haliotis rufescens (red abalone)
Lineage: Eukaryota; Metazoa; Mollusca; Gastropoda; Lepetellida; Haliotidae
Product: mucin-3A-like
Exons: 5
Coding region: 15-4706 (1563 amino acids)
Biological process (GO): mRNA 3'-end processing
Cellular component (GO): RNA polymerase II, holoenzyme
Molecular function (GO): RNA polymerase II complex binding
Source: RefSeq, a predicted model, not a curated record